Molecule: messenger RNA, 2939 nt
Organism: Rhineura floridana
Lineage: Eukaryota; Metazoa; Chordata; Lepidosauria; Squamata; Rhineuridae
Gene: BIN3
Product: bridging integrator 3
Exons: 10
Coding region: 117-1046 (309 amino acids)
Biological process (GO): actin cortical patch localization; plasma membrane tubulation; endocytosis
Cellular component (GO): actin cortical patch; cytoplasm
Molecular function (GO): lipid binding; protein binding
Source: RefSeq, a predicted model, not a curated record
GUUGAAUUUCUGCCUGCCACACAGCUGUUAAAGACAGAAGAACCCUGCUUUUCAUCAAUGCCAGCCCUAAACCAAAGCCUAGGCUCCCAUCUGGUACCUCCUUCAACAAAAAAAGAAUGCUGUCCCUCAAGAUUCCGUUCAAGAUUGGGCAGCCUAAGAAACAGAUUGUACCCAAGACAGGCAGCAAAAGAUUUUCCAGUUCAACCUUUGCCAGAAAACCUUAUUGCUUAGGUACUGCCGAAAUUAGAAAUGGGACAAAGGAUGAAGCAAGCAACUUGUACCUCCCAGAUGUGGUUGGACUCCAACUCCCAUUAUCCCCAGCUGGCAUCACCAGUGGUCAGGUCGAGAGAGAUUUUGAACGGGAGUAUGGAAAGCUUCAGCAGCUGGAAGAUCAGACUAAGAAGCUGCAGAAGGACAUGAAGAAAAGUACAGAUGCAGACCUAGCAAUGUCAAAGUCAGCUGUGAAAAUCUCAUCUGACUUACUGUCCAACCCGCUCUGUGAGCAAGACCCCAAAUUUCUUGAAAUGGUGAUGGCUUUGGACACAGCUAUGAAGAGAAUGGAUUCUUUUAACCAAGAAAAGGUGAACCAGAUCCAAAAGACAGUAAUUGAGCCCUUGAAAAAAUUCAGUGGUGUUUUUCCCAGCUUGAAUAUGGCGGUGAAGCGGCGUGAACAAGCUCUGCAAGAUUACAAGAGGCUGCAAUCUAAGGUGGAGAAGUAUGAAGAGAAGGAGAAGACAGGACCCAUCCUGACCAAGCUGCACCAGGCACGGGAAGAACUGAGGCCAGUGAAAGACGAAUUUGAGGCUAAGAACAAGCAGCUCCUGGAGGAGAUGCCAAAAUUCUACAGCAGCCGCAUUGAUUACUUCAAACCAAGUUUUGAAUCUCUGAUCCGGGCUCAGGUUGUGUACUACACUGAAAUGUACAAAAUCUUUGGUGAUUUAACAGAACAGAUUGAUGAGCCUGGCCUGACAGAUGAGCAGAGGGAGAAGGAGAACGAAGCCAAGCUUAAUGAACUGAGGGCCCUUUCUAUUGUGGCUGAUGACUGAACUCCAACUCGGAGAACCUCCAAGCUCGCUGCUGCUGCUAUGUGGGAAGAGUGGAGACUCCUUUUUGCUCGUUCUCUGAAAACCUGAUCCUCUCUAACUUUAUACCCCUUGCAGUGCACUCCUCCAGAUAAAAAGGCAUAUCUGCAACCCUCCAAAGAUUGGAUGUGUCAGGAUUGUUACUGCUGAGGACUGUGUAAGGGAUGUUUGUAGCUCUAGCGCCUGUGGCUGGCACUAGGCAACAGCAGAUAAUUGCCAUAAGACACUGCUAUCAUUUACAAGCUUCUAAAAUGAUGAUGCUUUCUUUCACAGCAUAAGCAAAACGGCAUGUCUCUGGAAGCUCAGUUAAUGUAGCAAUGGGGGACCUGGUGCUUAACCACAUUUAACACAGGAUCAAGCCUUGGUGCCUUUAAGAGACAUUUUGUCAUCACACUUGAGCCAUUUUUCUAGAGGUGACACUGUUUGGUUUGUAUGUCUUUGUUGAGUAGAAGAUGGUCUUUAAAAAUUUAUACUGAGGUACAGUAUUAACAUUACUCUCAAGCGUGUUCUGCUCCCAAAGGGAGGCUGCCAUCCACAUGUAUUCUCCACUAGGUCCUGUACAGCUGCUGUAUGUAGAGUUAUAGAAGUGACCACUUGAAUAGGUGACCUGUUUUCUUGUGCCACGUUAACUACAUUUAAUCCGUGAAGAUUAUCUGUAUUGUAGUCAAGAGCUUAAGCUAAUCACAGAGAAGUAAGGCAGUCAUGAGUCUUAAGGCAGCCAUGAGGAACCUCUGGCCCUCCAGAUGCUGCUGAACUACAAGUUACAUCAGCCCUAGCAAGGACGGCCAUUUCUGUUUUUCAGAAAUAUUUGGAGAGUCAGAGGUUCCCCAUGCCUCUCUUAGGAGAAGUGUCUCUGGAAGAGAGGUUCUUGAGUUUCUCCCCCCUUUAACCAGCAGAGAUGCUUUUCCUGCUGCAAUCUUUCCCAUGUACUUGCAAAGUAAUCAGGACAUGAGUUAGGUGCUUCUGUAACCAGUGAUUCUAAUGUUAUUUCUGCAAAAAAAGAAAAAAACCCUGUUCUUGGCCAUUUUUCUGUCUAACUGGUGAUAUGCACAAUGCUGCCCUCUACUGCUUGAAAAUGCCACAUUCAAGCACUAUGCACCUGUUGCAUGAGAACAAAGUUAAUUUUGCUAGAACAGAGAUGAGAUGAGUCUUGACAGGGCCUGCUGUAGUAGUCCAACAUUUUUAUUAAGAGUGUAGUAAGUAUGAAAUGGUCCCUUCUCACUCAAUCCCUGUUUAGACCAUGGGAGGAGACUGUCAUUUAGAUACUGGUUAUAUCAUAACCUGCAUGGGUUCCCUUUAUAACUGUAACUAGAUAUUUAAAAUCCAACUAGCAAGUAUUAAAAAUACUAUUAUGGAAUUAGGUGAAGGACCUCAUUUGUUGACAAAACUUUCAGCCAGAAAUACCAUCCCCAAAACAGCUUCUCCACCAAACCACACGAGGUAUUGCCACCACAUCAUGAAUGCCCUCCUUGCCCCUUGCAAGCAACAAGGAUGAAGGUACUUGCAGGAACUCUACAGUUUGUGCUUUACUUCACCUUAACCGUCAAUGGGAUGAGUUUCACCUCAUAAGCAAAGGACCUAAAAAGGAAAUAAGGCAGCACAGACUUCCAAGUGGGGAAGAGACUUUUAUAAAAGGGAACCUGGCCAGGUGAAUACAAGUUGUUACAGACUAAAAACAACACAUCCAGAAGAGACAGACCACCUGAGGGUGGGGGAACAGGUGGCCACAGUAGAUGUAACCAGUACCUAAUGCAGGAGAGCCCAUGCCCAGCCAUGGCUUUGGACCGCCACCCCCUCCCCGCUACUUCACUACUCACUACCACAGGGACCCAAUCAGCUACCUACCACAGCCCUCCU